Molecule: messenger RNA, 3389 nt
Organism: Psylliodes chrysocephalus
Lineage: Eukaryota; Metazoa; Arthropoda; Insecta; Coleoptera; Chrysomelidae
Source: the annotation of a GenBank genome assembly
GAGGCGUGCCCGAGACUCUCAAGAGUUUGUUGCCUAGAUUCUAAAAUAGUUCGAAAUUUCAAUUUUCCAUCAAUUUUCAAUCAAAAUUUUUUUCAUUAUUUUAUUUCACCCAUUUCACCUGUUAACAUGCGAAAGUCAUAGUGAUCAUGUCAUUAAUAUCUUCACCGUAUUUAGUAAGACUACAAGAACUGAAAUUAUGGCAAGGAAAUUAUGAUAAUCUACUACAGAAGAAAAAAUGUCUAAAUUUAACAAACACCACCGAUUUGGAUUCCUUAGAUGAAGUCACACCAUUGAGCGAUUCAAAUUUAAAUGAAAAAAUAUCUCUUACUAAUGACAACCAAAUUGAUUGGGAUAAUAAAGCUAUUUUACCCGUUAAACCAUUCAAUGAAUUGUUAGAGGAAAAACUUGCUGAAGAUCACCCCAAUAAAUUAUCAGUGAAACCCAAACAACCAUUCUUGAAAAAAGGCUCAGGUUUGGCCAGAUUUAAUGUAAGCCCAAGAGUAUCUUCAAAAACUAAAAAGCAAGCACUUUUUAUGCCCGAAAAAAGUGUUUCAAAUGAACUGAAAAUAAGUAAACAAAAAGAGGAAGCCGAACAAAAUCAAAAUAAAUUAACACCUUUAAAAGUGCCUGAAGUGACUAUUAAAUGUAAGGCUUCUUGGAGUAAAGUAAAUGAAAAUGCACCUAGUUUUCCUGUAUUUAAAAAUUUAGAAAACAUUGAACAGUUCUGCGAAUUAAGUAAUUCUAGGCUGGAUAGAGAAGUCAAUGAUUAUACAAAUUUUGAUCAUAAUCAAUCAGAAAGAGAAUUGCAUUUAUUUGAGAUGUUGGAAGAAAAAGUUGCACACAGUAGUUUUUCAUCGAACAAUUCUAGUAUUAUGAAGUUGCUAUCCAGUACGCCUAAUAAAAAAAAGGGCCAACAGAUAAACGAUUCAUCAAAACAACAGAAUUCAGAAGUUCUAACAAAAAUUCUACAAAACCUACUGAUCUCUCAGAAAAAUCAGAAUAUAUGUAUCACAGAUAGUUCCAUAAAGAAAUCUAGUCCUGAAACUACUUUUUCUGAAGAUGAUGGUGAAAAAUGGUCUAACUGUAAUAGUGGGGCUCAAUCUCCUUCCAGUUUCUAUACUGAAUUUGAAAACACACUGGAGAGACAGGAUAAAACAGAUGCUGGGGUCAAUACUAGCUUUGCAGAAAAAUCAGCUGGUACCCAAACACAAUUUGAUGAAUGUUUUGGGUGCGUUCAACUUAGAAAUAAAAUAGAAAAAUUGGAAAAGGACCUACCUAAUAUUACAGCUGAAAAGGCGAAAUUGUGUGAUUUUGCAAAGGAAUUAGAAUCAAAACGUGAUCAACUCUAUAAGGAAUUGCAGUAUGUAAAGGAGAAGUAUGAAAAAGACAUAGAAGAUUUACAAGAAGAGUUGGAAACAGCAAAAGUAAAAUCUGCUAGAGAAAAGGCAUUAAUUGAUAUGUACCUCAAGGAAUCACGUCCAUCAAAAAAAGAUCGUGACGAAAAUGAAACUUUAAAAAAGGAACUUACGGAUCUCAAGGAGCUCAUGAAAUUAAAAGAAACAAAAAAUGGAACUACUCAAGCCAGAUUGCGAAAUCAAAUAAAAUUGCUUGAAAAGGAAAAAACUGAACUCAAAUCUUCGGUGGAAAAGUUGCAAAAAGAAAACGCCAAAUUAAGUGCCAGUCAAAAAGUCCAUAGAAACACAGAAUCUAAAAUGUUACAACAAAUUAACAAAAAUCUAAACAGACUAACAGAAGAAACCAAAUUAAUGAAAAAUCCUGAAAUAUCUCAAAAUUCAGAAAUUGGAAAACUUAAACAACAAAAGAAAUGUAGGCGAAAAAGUAUGGGAGAUGUAAAAGAAAGAAUAGAAAAAGAAUUGGAUGUUCAGUUAAAUAAAACGGCGAAUAUUCCAAGUAUAGAAGAGAAUAAAAAUAGUUUAACAGAAAAUGAGAAGGAAAUUGAAGUAAUUUAUAGUAAUAAUAAACAUCUACUCUCUGAUUUGGAAAAACGGUAUGAAUCUGCUUUUGGAUUAAGCACCGAAAGCGAAAAUUGUAUGAGAAGUGCAAAUGAAUCGAGGAAAGAUACAAUAGUUUUAUCAGAAAAAGAUUUCCCAGAUGGAUCACAGGAGAUUAAAUACGCCAAUGGAAGUAGUAAAAUAAUUUCUCCCGAUGGAAAAUACAUUUAUAUUCGAUAUUCUAAUGGAGAUAUUAAGGAAACGAAUUUAAUUAAAAAUAUUAAAAAAUAUUAUUUCAUGUCGAAAGACGUGUGGCUUACUAAAUUUGGAGACGGAGUAGAAUUAGUAGAGUUUUCAAAUGGUCAAAAAGAAAAAAAGUUUCCUGAUGGUACAAUAGAAGUUAUCACUUCAGAUGGGACACGGUUGAACAGAUUUCCUGGGGGAACUGAAGAGGUAAACUAUCCAGAUGGAUCCAAAAUGGUUACUACAAGUGACGAAAAAAUUAUAUAUUUGUGUAAUGGUCAGAUAGAGACACACAAUGAAAAAUUUAAGAAAAGAGAAUAUCCUGAUGGAACUAUAAAAAUUGUGUACUCUGAUGGUACUCAAGAAUCUAGAUAUGCUAACGGAAGAGUUCGCCUUAAAGAUCCUGAUGGUAAACUAAUUCUAGACUCACAACAGACUGAAACAUAAAUCGUACCUUAGGAAAAUUAAUAUCCAAGUGAAAUUUUAUAGAUUAUCAUGUUAUAUCGCUUGAUUUUAAUUGUUAUUUUUAUAUUAUCAAUAGUUAUUAGAAUCCCAUGUUGUGACCUCUCCUCUAUUUAAAAAGUUCUUGAUUUACUAGAGGCAUUUAUUUCUAAUUGAACAUAUAGGGUGUCUCAUUAAGAAUGGAACACAGAGCAACUGCAGAUUCUCUGAAUAAAAAUUAGACGAUUAAAUAAAUUGUUACUCGUUUCCGAAAUAGGGGUGUUGAAAAUUCAAAAAUUAUUAUUGGCUAUAAUAAUUUUUUAUUUCUCAGUAUAACUUUACUAAAUUCGGCAAACAUUUUUGGUGUCAUAAGAUACACAUAUCAGCAAAAAAUCAGUUAAAUAAACUUUGCCAGUGGCGUACGGCAUUGAUAAUAAACACCUUUAACUUUUACACCACUGUCCAAAAAGUUUUUGGAGAGUGGCGUAAAAUUUAGAAGGGAUAAGGGUGUUACUUACCCAUGCCGUACACAACUGGCAAAGUUUAUUUUUAAUCAGAGAAUCUUCAGUUGUUCUGUGUUCCAUUAUUAAUGUUACACAUUAUUUUUUAUGACUUUGAAAUCAAUAACUGAGAACUGAGAUUGAAAUUAAUUUAUUCUGAAAUAUAUACAACUCAACAGUUUCUAUUUUUUUAUUGUAUUUUAAUGUUUUUUACCAAAGUGAUAUUUUUGAAAAAUAGAUUUUUUUAAACGUA